UCUUCCGCCCUCCAACCCCCUCCUUCGCCCGCACUUCCCUCACCUCCCCACCGCGUUUCAAGAGGGCAGCGGGAUGUCCAUUCAGGUGGAUACGGAGCCUUCAUCGAAGGCUUCCCUCUGGGGAAUUUCUACAUCCAUUUGGCGCGCGGGUGUGGAAACCUUAGGGUUCUUCGAGAGCGGGUAUCUUACCUACUUGAAGCUCACCAACGCCAAGGCCUUUUGCCCUGUCGGCGGCGGCAGCUGCAGCGACUACUCCUUCGUUUUUGAUAUUUGGACGCAAGGCUGCACAAUAUUGGAUUAUGUUGUGUUCUUCCCUGAUGGAGCUGGGAAAGCAACAAAAAUGGCCAAAGAAUGUACUGUCAUCAGUAUUGAAGGCUUCCCAACAUGGAUUAUAAAAGACAAGGGUUCAAGUGGGGAGCAGGAACUUCCAGCCCUGGCAGAAGCAUCUGGGUUCAUUCUUGGGCAUUUUCAUCCUUCUUAAACCUUGAGUCAAACCGUGGAGGAAUAUUCAAGCAUAGCCUUACUGCCUUCUAGGGCUCUCUCUAUUCAGUCCAUAUACGUUGACACUCUGACUGGUUUUUUGUUACUCCUAAUGUAAUAUAAUUGUUCAUGAGAAAAAAAUUUUUGACAAAUUUACAAAAGUAGUCCUUAAUCCAAGGACAAUAUUAUACCAUUUUUCUCUUAGAAUGUAUGGAUGUUUAAAUUGCAUUUGUAUAGGAGGGAGGAAAAGAAAAAAA
Molecule: messenger RNA, 737 nt
Organism: Elaeis guineensis (African oil palm)
Lineage: Eukaryota; Viridiplantae; Streptophyta; Magnoliopsida; Arecales; Arecaceae
Product: thiol-disulfide oxidoreductase LTO1
Source: RefSeq, a predicted model, not a curated record